Molecule: messenger RNA, 1252 nt
Organism: Trachymyrmex cornetzi
Lineage: Eukaryota; Metazoa; Arthropoda; Insecta; Hymenoptera; Formicidae
Gene: Syx17
Product: syntaxin 17
Exons: 5
Coding region: 293-1207 (304 amino acids)
Biological process (GO): intracellular protein transport; vesicle fusion; exocytosis
Cellular component (GO): endomembrane system; plasma membrane; SNARE complex
Molecular function (GO): SNAP receptor activity; SNARE binding
Source: RefSeq, a predicted model, not a curated record
UCAGUCUUUUUCUGACAGUGUGCGCGAUCAACAGCGAUAACAGCUGAUCAUUUAUUUUGGACGGAGACAGGGCACGCGUGCAUUUGGCAAAAUAAUAAGACGUAGUUAUCAAACCAUUAUUGUAUUUCACCAAUUUUUGUCGUGAGGAAUUUUCAUUAUAAGAACUACAAAAAGACUGAAAUCAAAAGAGUAGACUUGACACUGUGGAACAAAAGAGAUACAAAAAAGUCACAAAGAGAUAUAAAAAAAUAUACAGCAUCGUAACUGAGCAAAGAAAAACAUCGCCAGAAGCAUGUCGACCUCAUUGGAGAGUCUUACGAUUAAGCAGCCUAUUAGACGUCUGGAAAUCCAGAUCAAUAAUUUCAAUGUUGCUAUUCCACAUCAUGUAAAUUUGUUAAAGCGACAUAAGAACAAUAUUAAGAAGUAUCAAGAUCAGCAUGAUUGGGAGCAGGUACGGAAGGAACAUGUAAAUGUCUCUCGGAUCGUCAAGCAAUUGAAAGAGUUGUUGUAUCAGAUGGAUACUCUUAGAGCACAGGUCCUCGAUGUUGACAUUAGUAAAUUUGACAAAUUGACAACAAAUGCACGAUCAAGCAUCAUGAGCGCGAUCGAAGAAUAUCUAGAAAUGGAACUGAAUUUUUCGACAUCACCACCUAUGUCACCUAUAAACAAAGAGAUCCAGCCAGAUGAAAUCGAACAUCCACUUGACAACAGAAGUAUUCAGCUGCAAGCAGAACAGGAAAAUUUGCAGCGUCAACAGACAUGUCUGCAUGUCUGGAAUCGUCUGCAGGGGGAUAUACAACAGUUGCACGAACUUUUUACCGAAUUUAACAAAGUUGUAUAUGAUCAAAAGGAGAUGGUAGAUAAUAUGGAAGAUAAUAUUGAAGAAACUCAAAUAAACGUGAAUGAAGGAGCAAAAUACCUGCAAAAGGCUUCCGCAUAUAAAGUUGCUGCAUAUCCCCUAGCAGGCGCUAUGAUAGGCACAUGUAUUGGAGGACCAAUAGGUUUAAUAGCUGGACUGAAAAUUGGAGGUCUUGCUGCUGUAGGUUGUGGCAUUUUAGGUUUCACAGGAGGAUCAUUAUUAAAAAAGAAACAAAUAGAAUCGCGAAAACAAGAACCAGGUUUAAAUAAUUCGACAAUAGAUCUCACAAGUGUUAAGAAAUCUGCUUCUUGUCCUGACGAUUUAAAACAAGAUAAAAAACAUUUAUGACAAACAAUGACUUUUUCGGCAUGUGAUAUCAAUUUUAAACAUAAA